AUGAUGGAGCUUGGGUUGAAAAUUAUCGAUAUCGAUCUGAUGGACAAUGUGAACAAGGUUGUCGGUAUUGAAAAAGAUGUGCUUGUUCACGGAGAUUUGUGGUCGGCAAACUUGUUGUGGGUGAAAAAAAAUGGGAUCGAAGUUAUUGACAAAAUCAUUGAUUAUCAGCGUGCUCAUAUGGGAAACCCAGCAGAAGACCUUGUGAAGAUCUUCCUCUCUGCUCUUUCUGGAAACGAUGCUCAAAACCGAUGGGAAGAAUUGCUUGAGAAGUUCUACGAAUAUUUCAAGGAGGAAGUGGCUAGUAGAGGACAUGAACUACCAUAUACUCUCGAACAACUCAAAGAAUCGUACAAACUCUACUUCAAUGGAGCUGGAUUAAUUAUGUUCCAAAUGUUUGGCCCGGUUGCUCAGACGAAACUUUCGUACACAAAUCCAGCCCAAGCGGGCCCAUAUAAAGAGAUUCUUUUCGAGAAGACUACUCAUUUGCUGGAUGAAAUGGAGAAAUAUUAUAAUUAUCGAAUUAAUGCCGUGUAG
This is a messenger RNA of Caenorhabditis bovis, 534 nucleotides long. The record is from the annotation of a GenBank genome assembly. Lineage: Eukaryota; Metazoa; Nematoda; Chromadorea; Rhabditida; Rhabditidae.